AAUUACUUAAAAAUAAUAGUUUCAUGGAUUCAAUAAGAGGAGGAAAGGGGGGGGGGGUCUGUUUUAAGACUUCCCACAGUUUCCUUGGCACGCCUUGCACCACAGACCAGGUGGGUGGCCCUCCGCAGAUUGAUACAGUGCACCUAUUAUUUGGAAAUGGAUUACGUCUUCUUAAGAGUGACCUCUUUCACUGUGUGCCAAACCAUGGAGCGAGGAGGAAUGCUGGCAGAAACGCCAAAGACGUAAAAAAAAAAAAAAAAUCAAAAAAGAAAAAGAAAUCAGUUUUAUGAGAUGUACCUGCCUAAACCUUCCAAACUCACCUGCUGUGCACAUGCUUUACAUAAAAAGUGUUUUUUAUUAACAAAAACCUUUUUUGCUAUUAAUUGUUCUUUUGACUGUUUGAGGAAGGAAUUCGACACUUAUUUUUCUAGCAGCCUUCCAAAAAUGUUAAAUAUUGCCACACAUCUCCUAUAAGAGCUAUUAAAAGAGUCUAGUCAAGCAGUUUCACUUAUGUUUAAAAGGAAGUUUCUUUUUAUUGAAGUUACUUUGUUAAAUAGUUUAAACCACUUGUUAAAAAUUGAACUCGAUUUAAGCAAAAUCGAUGACGUUAGGAGUUCAGUUUAGUAUAAAACAUGCAUUUGAGGCUCAGUUGACCUCAUUAUCUGGAUCAGUCUCUGUUUUUUAUGAUCAUUUUUCAACUAUGAAGGCUAGUUUUCCUCUUGAUGAAGAUGCAGUGCGCAUCAGAGAAGAGGAAGAGGAGGACGCCUGUUAGGGGGAGGCUUAAAAACUUCAACGUGCAGACAGAUUUUUGUGAAUGAAGGAGGAAUCAGGGGGGCGGGGGGCGGUCAGUCAUUCAGACAGGCGCUCAGAUCACCUGCUGGGGCCCUGCUGCUCUCAGGACCAUGACCCUGGACCGUAGACCCAUGGAUGAGACCGACGUCGACGCGGAAGCUGCGACGGACUGCCGGGGAGAUGGCAGAGAAGAGACUCGCGCAGACGCGGAGCGGCGCGCAACCUCUCCAGGAGUCCGCGCGCAGGACGCUCCGGGCAGGAGAGGCGCUUCCAAGCCUCCUUACUCAUACAUCGCUCUGAUUACCAUGGCAAUCCUCCAGAGCCCAAAGAAGAAACUCACCCUAGGUGAGAUUUGUGAGUUUAUCAGCCAGCGCUUUGUGUAUUACCAGGAGAGGUUUCCCGCGUGGCAAAACUCCAUCCGUCACAACCUGUCCUUAAACGACUGCUUCAUCAAAAUGCCCCGGGAGCCCGGGAAUCCUGGAAAAGGGAAUUACUGGACCCUGGAUCCAAUGUCCGCCGACAUGUUCGAAAAUGGGAGCUUUCUCCGCAGGAGGAAACGCUUCAAGAGGCAUCAGUUCAGUUUGGGAGCGCUGAAGGAGCAGUGGGCGCAGGAGCGCAGGCUGGCGCCAGCCUCUCCUCCAGGAGCGAACGCGUUUGCUUCCUGUCUCGGCAGGCCAGACUUCAGGCGGGAUGCAGCAGCUGGCCCGGGGUCCCAGGUGGGCCCCAGCAUCCCAGUCGUGAGCAGCAUCAUUCCAGCGCUCUCCUCUCUCUUCUCCGGGAAUUCUCCGUCGCUGCUCAUGUUUGAACAUCUGGACUCGGGACGCUGCGUGUCCGUGCCGCCUUUUGCUCCAAACUCCCCGUUCCUGCCCUCUGCCGCGCUGCCCAGCGUGAUGCCCAGCACCCCCCUGUCAUACUUUCCUCUUCUACCUGCUGGGAUUACGAACAUUUCAUCUAAUCUCAUCUAAAAUGGUUGAUUUUAUAUUGGAGAAAAGAGCAAAAAAGCAAAAAGUGAACGUUUUAAAAGUUUUUUUGAUCAUGUUUGUAUAAUAUAUUUUCAGUUGGAAUUUGUUUAAUAAUAAUACCAUUUUAGUGUCAAUGAAAUUUGAAUUUACGAAUGAAAUGUUUUCAUUUACUUCUUGUUGAUUGCUUCAAAGAUUUUAAUCUUUCUUUCAAUUUUAAAAACGAAUUUAAUAAAUGUGCAAACACUUAAUACAAAGUUAAAAAAAAGGUUAGAAUUGGGGAAAAAAAAGAAAAUAUAGUUUCAUUAAAAUCUAUUAAGAUUUGCAUCUUAAAGUGGUUUAGAAAAACUUCCUAAAAUGCAUAAAACUUUUUUAUGGAGAUGCAAAGAAUUUAAAAUAAAACAGAUUUGCUUAAAGUGUUUAAUACUUCAAAUCCUCUUUAUUUUGUUUGAAAAAGUGCCUGAUGGAAUAAAAAACAAACAGAUGAAAGCAGACGUUCUUUUUGCUCCGCAGACUGCAGCAUUAAUCAAACAUGCAAAUUUGAUCAUCUCAGGUUCAAACUUUUUUACGAUUCAGUCAGAUUUCUCAUUUUGUUUUUUUCUUUUUUUCUAAAGAAAGAGAUGGAUACUGAUUUAAAGGAGAGGUGAUGCACGGGGGUCUCAUGGGAGGACACAAUAAAAGCCAGGUAAAAAAUGUAUAACAAGCUUUGAAUGAUCUUCACUAUAUAAAGCAGAUGAGGAAGAGUGCAUGUCUGCAUUACCAUACAAAUGUUGCAGCAGAGGCUUCAGUUUAAGGCAAACACCCCAAAAGACCAGUGUCUACUUUAGAUCAUGUUUUUAAGUUUUAUGUACACUUCUUCCAGAUUAAUCGAGUUUUUAAAUAAGUGCAGCAAUCUCUUUCUGGAUUUAUAAGGUGGUUGUUCUUAGGGAAGAUUGUUUUCCCAGCAUGCUCUUUUUCAGCUUUCUUUAACAUUAUUUUAUGCAUACUCCUAAAAAAAACAACCUUUUAUGUUGGUAAAGUAUUGCUUUGCAAUAUCCCUUUGACAACAAAUGGAUAUUUGAGCAAAAUCUGUGAAAAAAAACUUCUCUGACAAGAGGAAAUCUUGUAACAACUGUUUUGACAAUUUGAUGAGAUAAUUUUCCUUUUUAAAUGAUAAUUUCCAUAUGAAUCUUGUGCUGCAAAAAUAUGAAGUUAUGAUUUCCUGAUGGAGUUUAUUAGUCUCACACAUCAUUGCACAUUCUUUCUUCAACACCGUUCUCUGAAGUGUUUUUUGCUCUCCCCAUGUGUCCUUGAACCACUGCAGGAAAACUCCAAAACCUUAUUUUCCUUUUCGAUCUGCUCUGCGCUAAAUUUGCUGCUGUGCCUUGGAUCAGUGUCUUGCAUGACUAAGCUGUAGCUGUUGGACAGACUGUCUCACAUUUGCUGCUAAAAUAUUCUGGUACGUUUCUGGUUCCAAGUACUGCCAAACAAGCCCACAUCAUGACCAAUCAUGCUUGUCAGUUGGUAAGAGGAAAUUUAGAAAACAAGUCCCGUUUUAAGCUAAUCUGUCCACAUGACGGAGGUCCAGAGGCACUGUGGCUUGUUCACAUGCAGCUCUGCAAACCUCUGCUUCCUUGUCUUCUGUGACAAUAGAGGCAUUUGCAUCACUGCUGUUUGAAAUAAACCAUCAUAUAAAGGGGUUUUAAACGUUUUAGUUCAUAAACUUUGUUUUAAAUAUUCCCAUUGAGGAUCUAAGAUGCAAUUCGCGAGCUCUGUCUUCUCUCUUUAUAGUUUUGGAAUUAUUUUACAAAUUGGCUUUGGAGCAAACUGGCCGAGAUUCUCAUCUUAUUAAAAUUUGUUAUUUUUGUACGAUAAAGUGUUGCAACAGCUGCUUCUUUUGGAUCAUUGCUCAUGUCUUUUUUUUUCAAGCUUUUGUGUUAAUAAAUACCUGAAAUUUCCAGCGGAGAAAACUGAACAAACUUGUGCUUUUCUCACUGUCUGGUGUUGAUCAGCCGAUCAAAGCUAUUGCAGUAAACCUCUUAAAUCUUA
Oryzias latipes (Japanese medaka) is the source of this 3779-nucleotide messenger RNA. RefSeq lists its product as uncharacterized. Gene Ontology annotation, biological process: anatomical structure morphogenesis; regulation of transcription by RNA polymerase II; cell differentiation. Gene Ontology annotation, molecular function: DNA-binding transcription factor activity, RNA polymerase II-specific; RNA polymerase II cis-regulatory region sequence-specific DNA binding. NCBI's taxonomy places the organism in Eukaryota, Metazoa, Chordata, Actinopteri, Beloniformes, Adrianichthyidae. The record is from RefSeq and is a predicted model, not a curated record.